AUGACAAAGGUUGACGGGCAGAAACUGUACCUUGAUGUUACGAGCGAUGGCAAUUGCUUCUAUGCCUUAAACGUAGAUUACAGCGUUGAGAGGGUCAAUUCUUUGAACCCCCAAGUGGUUCGACUCGAUGUUUAUAAGCUCGAAUAUAAUAAUUGGGAUGGUACAUGUGCAUAUGGAUGGACAAAGGUAGAAUCCAUUGGCAACCAUGCAUUGGUUUUGGGAUUGAAUCAGUCCAUAUUAAUCUCACCGCAGGAAUUUGAUCACGAGAACUCAAUUUACUUCACCUAUGCACCAUCUUCUGACAGCUGUUUUUUAAGUGUGUAUAAUUUGAGAGGGAAAGAAAUUGAAAAAGCCUGUGAUCUUGGAUUAACAGGGCUUGAACAGCCAGUUUACUGGUUUGAACCUAGUCCCUUAGCACUGUAG
Messenger RNA from Prunus armeniaca (apricot), 423 nucleotides. The record is from the annotation of a GenBank genome assembly. Lineage: Eukaryota; Viridiplantae; Streptophyta; Magnoliopsida; Rosales; Rosaceae.